Exophiala spinifera is the source of this 744-nucleotide messenger RNA. RefSeq lists its product as uncharacterized. The record is from RefSeq and is a predicted model, not a curated record. Lineage: Eukaryota; Fungi; Ascomycota; Eurotiomycetes; Chaetothyriales; Herpotrichiellaceae. The transcript is spliced from 2 exons. Gene Ontology annotation, molecular function: hydrolase activity. Bases 1 to 744 code for a protein of 247 amino acids.
AUGGGCGACAGUGACAAACCCACCGAUCCUCAACUAUACAACUUCAAAGACCACUCAGCCGACCUGCAGGAAAUCCUCGACAGGGAAUCCGUCGGUAGAGUCGUCGUUGUAGGCCACGACGCCGGAGCCGUCGCUGCACAGCGGUUCUAUCUUUUCCAGCCCAAGAAUGUCGUCGGCAUGAUCUUGCUGAACGUCGCGUACAAGCAUCCCAGCUAUCAACCGUUCGACCUGCCCAAGCUGAUACAGCUGAUGAGACAGCUUUUUGGAUACGACGCCUGGGCGUACUGGGACUACACAUCCUCCGACCGAGCGGCUGGAAUCAUCAAUAAGAACCCUGUGCUGAUGUACGAGGCCUUGCAUGGCGAUCGCCCAGAUUGGAUGAAGACCGUCCUGGGCAAUUUUGGUGCGCUGGAAGCCUACACAAAGGGUGAAAUGGAGAGGGUCCCUGUCAAAGCGUAUGCCAAACCCGGCCAGGAGGAGUGGGUGGAGCACAAUGUUCAGUCAAAGGUCGAGAACGAGAUACCUCCGGAACGACUGAAGAUGAAUUUCCCCGUCAUGUUCAUCGCGUGCACCGAUGACGCCGCCUGCAGGGCCGAGAUGAUGAAACCUGCCGUCGCGGCCGGUCUUUUGCCGGAUUUGGAGACGAAUUGGCUGAACUGUGGACACUGGAGUCCUUUAGAGAGGCCGGGGGAGAUUUCUGGGAUGAUAAUAUCAUACAUGUCACGACACUUUAGUGCUGCAUGA